Molecule: messenger RNA, 1817 nt
Organism: Corylus avellana
Lineage: Eukaryota; Viridiplantae; Streptophyta; Magnoliopsida; Fagales; Betulaceae
Product: protein IQ-DOMAIN 8
Molecular function (GO): protein binding
Source: RefSeq, a predicted model, not a curated record
UUCUCCUCAGUCCUCUCUUUCAUUGCUUCACUCUACGGACUUCCAUUUCCAUAUCACUCUAUUCUCUCUUCUUUUCACCUUCUUUCUCUCUCUAGCUCGCUCUCGCUAUAGCUUCUAGUGUGAAAUUCUUGUUCACCAGAAACAUUUUUUCUUUUCUUUUCUGAAAACACCCUGCUCUCUCCGCUCUGCUUUCUGAAACAAGCUACUUUAAUUACUCAAAUGGGUGCCUCAGGAAAAUGGCUAAAAUCACUAUUCACUCUAAAGAAGCCCCACGCAACCAACCAGGAAAAGGUUGGGGAUAACACCAAGAAGAAAUGGAGGCUAUGGAGGAGCUCAUCAGAGGGCAUGAAUAGGGGCCACAUUUUUGCAUCUAAGGCGUCCGAUUCUUCCUCUGAUGCUUUCAAUUCCGCCAUUGCUACUGUAAUGAGAGCACAACCUAAAGAUUUCAUGGUGAUCAAGCAAGAAUGGGCUGCCAUUCGGAUCCAAUCCGUGUUUCGAGGCUUCUUGGCAAGACAGGCUUUGAGGGCUUUGAGAGCAGUGGUGAGGCUUCAAGCUAUAUUUCGAGGCAGGCAGGUUCGGAAGCAAGCUGCUGUUACACUGAGGUGCAUGCAGGCUCUUGUUCGGGUUCAGGCUCGAGUAAGGGCAAAUUCUGUGAGGACAUCCUCAGAAGGGCUAUUGGAUGAACACCUUAUUGAUCCCAUGAAGCAGGCUGAGCACGGAUGGUGUGAUAGUCCAGGAACCAUAGAUGAAGUCAGAGCAAAGCUACAAAUGAGGCAAGAAGGAGCUCUCAAGAGGGAGAGAGCAAUUGCCUACUCCCGCUUUCAACAGCAACCAAGAUUGUCUGCUAGUCCCAGGUCAAGAACCAGCAAGCCAGUGACUUCUCCCAAGCAUCAUAGGCAAGAUAAGAACAUCUCUGAAUGGAGCUGGUUAGACCGUUGGAUGGCAGUCAAGCCAUGGGAAAGCAGAUUGAUGACUGACCCCUCAGAACUUACUCCAUUGUCUAGGAAAAGCGAUGAAAAUGUUGUCAAUUUUCCUUCACAUUCUUUAGAUUAUGUGAAAUCCAGGAUCUCAGCUAGACCACUUUCAGUUGGUCAAAUCAGUUGCUCAUCUUCUGCCCCAAGUUCUGAAUCUCUAUAUGAUGAGAGUUGUGCAUCAACUUCAUCUACAUCCACAUCUCCAACAAUAGGAGAAAGCAAUCUCCGUACUCCCAGCUACUUGAAUCUCACAGAGUCAACUAGGGCUAAGCAAAGAGCUUGCGGGUUCUUCCCUCAUGGUUUGCAGAGGCCUUUUAUGGAGGAUUUUGUGUGCCAUAAAAAGCCAAUGGUAUUUUCUAAUGCAGAUUCGAGGAGCAUUGCUUGUUCUAAUCCUUCAGUUGAUUUGAACAAAGAUUUGUACCCACCAGCUGCAUUGGUUAGACACAACCGGGUAAUAUAUCGACAACACUAAGGGAGAUUAAAUGUCCAAGUUCCAUAAGUUCAACAAAUUGUUGCCCCUUGCGAUUUUGAAGCUGCUAAGAGUAAAUAGAGGCUCACAUCAAAGGAUUAAAGAGAAAUACCCAACAUAUUAAAGGAAAACACUGGUUGAAAACACAGAAUGUGGUUGUUCAAGGGAGAUUGAAUGGCAUUAUCUUGUGUUUAGUUCUUCAUAGACAAGGUCUGUUUGUUUGUUGUUGUAUGUAAUUGUGUGGCAUGUACAGAAUGAUGCUUUAGAUGUUUUCUUCUGGAGAAUUGGUUGUACUACUUAAAGUAAGAAUAUAGGAGUGGAUGUGUUCAAAGAAUUCAAUUAUGCCCACUUCCAUAUUUAAAUGAGGGUGCUUA